Messenger RNA from Raphanus sativus (radish), 1456 nucleotides. RefSeq lists its product as uncharacterized. The record is from RefSeq and is a predicted model, not a curated record. The transcript is spliced from 3 exons. Bases 213 to 1289 code for a protein of 358 amino acids. Lineage: Eukaryota; Viridiplantae; Streptophyta; Magnoliopsida; Brassicales; Brassicaceae.
CCUCUCUCAUCUCUCUCUCUCUCUUCUCCUAUUUCUUUUAAAUCCUCAAACUACCCUCGAGAUCGAUGGAGACAAAGCUGAUCAUAGCUCUCAGUUCUUUCUUCAAAUCCCAAGCCUCUGUCUCCUCUUCAUCUUAAGAGUGCUUCAGAACUGAGCUGAGUUCUAAUGAAAGUGAUGAGAUUUGAGGGACGGCAUUUUCUACGUGGCGAAUCAUGAGCCCAUGUAUGUCGUCUUCUUCAGGAAACCGAAGCAACAACAACGGAGCCUCUUCCUCUUACCCUCCUCCUCCCAUCACUUCAUCUCGUCUCUACAUCGCGAACAAAGCUAAAGAGAUCCUCGCAACACGCGACGCCGCAGGAAUCACCAAACUCAUCACCAACCUCUGCUACGCGAAAGAAGCAGACGAAUCCUCUAACCUCCUCUACGAAACCUUCAAGAAGCAUUUCCCGAAUCUCCUAGCCGUCAAACUCAUCCACGCGUACAGAUUCAUGACGACGACGACGGCGUUCCCCUCCUCCUCUCGCUCAUGCGUUCGAUCCUACUCCCUCGAUCUCCUCACCUCGCUUCUCAUCGACCUCGAAGAGUCUAACGUCGCGUUGAAAACAGAGGCGCUGAACGACAUCAAAGAACAUCUAAACGCUUGCCUUGCACAGCAAGAAACCUCCGAUCGCGAGUUUAAACUCCUCACGAGAAUCGUAUCUCGCGUCUCCGUCGAUUUCUUCAUCGAGUCCAUCCCGUGGGACGAGCUCUCCUCCUUCAUCGUCUCUCUCGACGACAAGAAAAUGCUGCUGAUGUUCGGCGAGUUACCGACCGUUCUCGACGAAGAUUUCUUGAAGCCGUUGCUGGAGAAUGAUCUCGGUUUCAAGAUCGUUAAAGGCUUGCUUGAUCAAGAUUGUGAAGAAUGGUGUUUAGCUUUGGAAGCUGGGUUUAAUCUGAUGCUGCAGCUGAUAAACUUGGAGAGGAAAGAUUUGGUUUGGGAUUCGGUUUACGCGAUCGUGAGUUCGGUUUGGGAGAUGGUUAACGUGAGGAAACGAGAUGUGGUUGUGCGUAAAGGGCUGUUGAGGUUAGUGAGGAAAGUGCGUGGUGAAGCAUUGAGGUUUCGUGGGGCUGAGUAUGAGUUUGUGACGCGUUUGGCUUUGAUGAUUGAGAGAGUGGAUGGACUUGGAGAUGAUACGAAGAUUGCUGCGAAGAUGAUUCGUGAUGUUCUUGAUAGGUAUUACAUGGGAGGUACAGGGUUGGAUUCUUCGGGUUUCAUCCAGAGCCUGAUUGGUACUCAUCACUCUGCUUAAACCGAUUCUGGGAUUUAGGGUUUAUGCGUUUUUGUAAUUGGUUUUAGCUAUUGAGAAGUCUAUAACGUUUUGUUUUAACCUCAACGGAUUCUGUUCUGUAUGAUGAAUUGAAGAAGAGAUUGUAGUUCACUUUAGUUUGCCAAUGAGUCAAAUAUUAGUUAGCUUUA